CGUGUUCAGCACGUGGGAGGCGCAGAGGGCAGCGAGGGAGACGGUCUCCGUGCGCCGUAUCAGUUGCAGGGGCCGCAUCCAGGAGACACGGCGAUGAUGCUGGGCCCAGCUCUGCUCCGCGUGGCUCGGUGCGCAGUGUGGCGCCACCGGGUGGCGCGUGUGCCCUGUCGCGGCGAGCCCUCCGUGGUCGCCUUCCGCCAAUACUUCACCAACUCCGACGCCGGGAACAAAGAUCCGCGUGACCCCAGGGGCAACACCGUCUCCGACGCCAGGACCAAAGAUCCGCGGAAGGACAGUGGCAACCGGAGAGAGGACGUCAAUGGCAAGGAACGUGUCGUCGAUCUGGAUUUGUGGAAGAGCAUCGCAAGCAAAAGCAUCCCACGGGAAGCGUCGGCGGACGACGCGGCUACGCAUGGCGUCGCUGCCAGCGCCGACAAUCGAGAGGAAGCCCCUCGCGAGCCCGGGGCUCCAAGCAUCGCCGAGCGAGCAGAAGCCCCUCAGGAGCCCAGUGCUCUGAGCACUGGCGAGCGAGAGGAAGCCGCUCGCGAGCCCGGCGCUCCGAGCACCUACGAGCGAGCGAAUUCCGUUGGCGAGCCCGCCGCUCCGGAGUCGGCGCCGGAGCUGGCGGAUGGGCACGGCGGUCUGAGCGCGGCGGUCGAGCUAGCUGGAGUGGGCUCGGCGGAGGCAACGCUGCAGCUCAUCGGGCUGUGGCGCGAGGCGGGCAAAUCCGUGCCGAGCGUCAUGACCGACGCGCAGAUCCAGGAGUACCUGGAGAUGACGAGCAAGUCGAUGCGCCAGCGGUUCCUCCGCUUCCUGCACAAGCGCGAGUGCAUGAAGGAUGCGAGGAAGCAGAAGCAGGAGGCGAAGAGGGAGGAGCGUAAACUACUGCCGCCAAAGGAAGAGGCCCCCGAGUUGCCUCUCAGGAACAGCUUCCUGUUGACGUUCUGGGCCCGCUCGGAGGAGCGCGCCUUUGACUGGCGUCUAGCGCAGGCCAUGCAGCACGGCCAGCCGCUCGUCAUCGACAUGAGCUACGACGACAUGAUGAACUCGCGCGCGUCGCGCAGCUGCGCCGAGCAGAUCAUCGAGCUCAUGUCCAGCAACCGGCGCGCGCUCGAUCCCUUCCACCUGCACCUGUGCGGCUACGCGCCGGGUGACGCCAGCGGCCGGACGGCUAGCGCUGCGCUGGCCCGGCUCUACGGCGCCGACGCGCUGCGCCGGAUCCUCGUCACCGAGACGGAGCGCUCCUACCUGGAGCUGUUCCCCCACGAGCGGCUCGUCUACCUGACGGCCGACUCGCCCAACGUGCUGCGCGAGUUCGACCCCUCGGCCGUCUACGUGGUGGGCGGCUUCGUCGACCUGUCCAUCGAGACCGGCGUGUCACUGGGCCGCGCCAAGCGCCAGGGCCUGGCGACGGCGCGGCUGCCGCUGGAGAAGUACCUGAGCUGGGGCCUGGGUGGGAAGAACCUGACCCUCGACCAGGUGGUGAAGAUCCUCGACCGCGUCAAGGACACGGGCGACUGGAGCGACGCGCUGCGCUUCGUGCCGCGGCGCAAGCUCAAGAACACGACCGACGCGGACUUCGCCGUUGGCCGCCACGGCCACCAGCACGGCCAAUAUGGUCAGCAAGGCCAGUACGGCCGGCACGGCCAGCCAGGCCGGCCCUUCGACAACCAGAGAGCUUUCAGACCCGGGUCGGAUGCCGGGGUGCGGCGGGGGCCAGGCGGGCCGUGCGUGGGCAACUGGGGGCAGGGCGGGGAGGCGAGGGGCGGGAGUGUGGGCGACACCGGGCGGGACGGAGGCAGGCGGAGCGGAGCGCGGAGAGAAGCGUGGCGAUGGCAAGGGGACGACCCCAACGGGAAUGAGUGGCACGGCGCCAAGGGUCACGGGACUAAGGGUCACGGACCAAAGGAUGGCUUCCUCGGCACCUGGCAAUCAAAAUCACCGGACAAGCGGUGAUUGGUGGCGGCCGCGCCACAUGCCCCGUGAUGUUAAAAACAUCUUCGCGUUUAUAUUCCGCGGUGUCGGGGGGCGUGCGUGCAUGUCCGUCCUCGCAAAUGAGCGUUGGCCGAUGCUCGAUACUGUCGGCAGCCCCGAAGCAGUGGUGGAAAAUUUGUCACUCGCGUGUCGGGGGGGUUAAUCUGUGCAGUGGACAACCGCUGGCGACUUCAGCAAAGCCGGUCCUAGUUUUAUUGACUCCCAUGGACAUCAUGGGCUGGGGUGAUGCUGCUCGCUCGGCAUGAACGGAGCGCUCUCGCCAGGGCGAUGCCACACUAUGCAUGCAGCCUGCAUCGCACCACGCCGGAUGUACUUUUGUACGUUGAACUUCUAUCGCAGAAAUGCUUUUCAAUCUAGUUGAUUUAACAGUGCACAGCUCCAGUGGCUUCCUAUUAUCGGAAGGAAGAGCAUUCCAGAUGGCUGCAGAAGCGCAUCUGAAAGCGUGCGAUGCGGUGUUUGAUGGUUGGCCAAAAGCCGCUGGGUGAAAGGUGCUCUGCAGCAGGGAGUGAGCAUUCACAACGGGCGUCCCCGUCAUGCACACACGCACAGUCACACUCGCAGUCACGCACCCACGGCGCUUGAACACCGACAUUCAGCAUUUUACGAUGACCAAGUCGCCCAGAAUGCACCCACACUCGUCAGAUCUCGGGAGCUAAGUGGGGUUGAGCCCGGAUAAUGCUCGGAUGGUCGCCCACCACAAAACAGAUGUCCUUCCUUCUGGGAAUGCAUAAUUAUCCGCAGCAUUGGUUUAACACGAGCAAACUGUGGACCGGUUUCGACAUUCAGUGUCUCAUCAGUAGAUUCAGGUGCUAUAGGUGACUGUGGGGCCAAGUCGUCAGCAGAGUGCAGCGCAGCAAAAUCCAUGGUUGUGCUGUACUAUGCUCCAACAUCUGUGCUCCCUGCCUUUACCAACCCACAAAGACCAGCGUGGUGAAGUGUGUUCUAAUAACCCCCACGACCCACGUGGCGUGGUGAGGCCCUUAUCCAGCAGUGGAUCGAUAGUGAGGACGGUAAGUGCACACGCUGCCCCAGCUCUCUGCACCACCCGUGCCCCAGGGUGGAGUGAUGCUGCCCGUACGAUUUGUAUUUGGCUGCGUGAAUCCACAUCUUUGACACAGGCCUGUGCCUCGCCUGUUCCCACCACCGCGCAUUCCUGCUCUGUAACAGCGCUGUUGUACACUGCGUAAUGCUGUCAAUAAUAA
This is a messenger RNA of Lethenteron reissneri (Far Eastern brook lamprey), 3197 nucleotides long. RefSeq lists its product as uncharacterized. Gene Ontology annotation, molecular function: tRNA binding. Lineage: Eukaryota; Metazoa; Chordata; Hyperoartia; Petromyzontiformes; Petromyzontidae. The record is from RefSeq and is a predicted model, not a curated record. Gene Ontology annotation, cellular component: nucleoplasm; nucleus; mitochondrion. Gene Ontology annotation, biological process: positive regulation of mitochondrial translation; mitochondrial tRNA 5'-end processing.